UAAUAAUUAAUAAUUUUUUUUAUUUUUUAUUUGUGUUAGAAAAAGUAUUUAUUAAAUUUUUGAAGGGAAAGAAAGAAAGCACUUUGGUGAAGAAGGGGUUGUUUGUUGUUCUUGUUCUUCUACCUUAUCCCAUCUUCUUCUUCUUUCUCUCAUUCCCUUUCCUCCAAAUCAAACCCCAAACCCCAUUUCCCCAUUCCAUCCCAUCACUUCACCGGAAUCUCAAUUCCCAAUCCCAAUUCGUCGACAUCCCACAUGGACGGGAACAACAACUCCAACUCCAACACCACCAACCCAUCAUCAUCCAUUAACACCCAACAACACCUCCAAACCUCUCCUUAUCCCGCCACCGGAGCCGGCGGAGUUGUCCCGGCGGCGCCGGCGCCAUUUCACCACCUCCUUCAACAACAGCAGCAACAUCUCCAGAUGUUCUGGACGUACCAGCGCCAAGAGAUCGAACAAGUCAAUGAUUUCAAGAACCACCAGCUUCCUCUCGCUCGCAUCAAGAAGAUCAUGAAGGCCGACGAAGAUGUACGGAUGAUAUCUGCCGAGGCACCCAUCUUGUUUGCCAAGGCAUGCGAGCUUUUCAUCCUCGAACUCACAAUCCGCUCGUGGCUCCACGCCGAGGAGAACAAGCGCCGGACCCUUCAGAAGAACGACAUCGCCGCGGCCAUUACCAGGACUGAUAUCUUUGAUUUCUUGGUUGAUAUUGUGCCUAGAGAUGAGAUCAAGGAAGAGGCUGCAUUGGGUGGGAUGGUUGGGACUACGGCCAGUGGAGUACCUUACUAUUAUCCUCCGAUGGGUCAGCCGGCCGGUGCUCCAGGUGGGAUGAUGAUUGGUCGACCGGCUGUGGACCCCAGUGGUGUGUAUGGCCAACCUCCGUCUCAGGCGUGGCAAUCAGUGUGGCAGAGUGCUGCUGAUGAUGGAUCCUAUGGCAGCGGAGGGAGCAGUGGUCAGGGCAAUCUUGAUGGCCAGAGCUAAAUGACUAAUUUGCAGAUGAUGUGCUGUGUGGUUUGAUGGAAGGCUAUAUUGAGUUGUGCACAGAUUUUCUCUUGGAAUUUUUAUUCCUUUCAACUGUAAUUGUUUAUCAUUUUUUUCUUUUACUUUAAUGGGAUGACUUAUUAAUUACUCCUUUGUUGAUUGUUUAAUGUGCAGUCUUUAAGUGUUAGGGUUCUCAUGUUGCUAAUGCUAACUGAGAUGAUUAUGAUGGUCAUAAUUUACCAUCUCUUUUUUUUAAUUGAAACCUGGUACAUUCUGAGUA
Cannabis sativa is the source of this 1258-nucleotide messenger RNA. RefSeq names its product nuclear transcription factor Y subunit C-4. The coding region runs from base 253 to 978 and encodes 241 amino acids. Gene Ontology annotation, molecular function: DNA binding; protein heterodimerization activity; DNA-binding transcription activator activity, RNA polymerase II-specific. NCBI's taxonomy places the organism in Eukaryota, Viridiplantae, Streptophyta, Magnoliopsida, Rosales, Cannabaceae. Gene Ontology annotation, cellular component: nucleus. Gene Ontology annotation, biological process: regulation of DNA-templated transcription. The record is from RefSeq and is a predicted model, not a curated record. The transcript has 2 exons.